Miscanthus lutarioriparius is the source of this 2592-nucleotide messenger RNA. The record is from the annotation of a GenBank genome assembly. Lineage: Eukaryota; Viridiplantae; Streptophyta; Magnoliopsida; Poales; Poaceae.
AUGGUUCUCAACCAUUUUCUGCUGCUUCAUUUGGUUUCAGCUAUCGUUAGAAGGAUUAUGGAGAUGCGUCCUUGGCUAGCCAGACAAGAAAGUGAGGAUAAAUAUACUCCAAUGCACCUAGCUGCAUACCAGAACAAGGUCGACGUGCUUACAGUACUGUUGGAACAUGAUCCAUUUUUAGGGUACCUAAUCUCCACAUACGGUUUUCCUCUUCUUUGUAUCGCGGCAUCUAAGGGCCAUGUUGGUGUUGCUCGAGAGCUGCUUAAGCAUUGUCCCGAUGCUCCCUACUGCGAUGCAAAUGGCUUGACAUGUCUUCAUGUAGCUGUAUUAAAUGGUCAGGCAGAGUUUGUAGAAUAUGUCCUGGGGUCUCAGCAGCUUCACCAUCCUAUAAACAUGGCAGAUAACAGUGGAGAAAGUGCUCUGCAUCUAGCACGGAGGAGAGGGCUAACGUGGAUAGCGUCUGUUCUAGGUGACGGAGAAAAAAAUAUUAACAACAACCCGAUACUUCUUUCCAUGACAUUAAUCUGUAGGUCCAAACAAUGGUUUGCUAAGUAUUAUUUUCUGCAGUAUAUAGGUCAUUAUUCGGAAGGGGGAUAUAGGAAGCUCGCACUGGAGCUGAUAGAAGCAGAGCCCGCCUUAUCGAAAGCUGUGACCAAACGUUAUGAGUCAACCAUGUUUAUCGCGGUAACGAGAGAUUAUGGGGACGUCUUGGAGAAGCUGUUGCAGAUUCCUGAUGCGGCUCAUGGGGGAGCCUAUGGGUACAACGCUCUACAUGCUGCCGUGACAAGUGGUAAUGCAGGUCACUACCGGAUCCGGCUUGUUUGCCGAUGGCCCGCAGCCAUCGGCGAAGUCUGGAUUGCCAUCGGCAAAGGCUUUGCCGAUGGCAAUCCGACGUGGCCGUCGGCAAAGAGCCAUCGGCAGACAUUUCUUCGGCAAAGGGAGGUACAGGAACAGGCAGUGGAACUACCGGUGGUGGAGCGAAGAUCGAGGCAGGAGGCUCCUGCAUUCCCGGGAUCUGGGCCCGGAAGUGUAGGGACAGGUCCGCCAACUGUCUCUGGUAGUGCUGCUACUAUAUGUCCUCAGCUUGGUCACCUAUAUCCUGUUUCUUGCCUUGGUUUUGUUUCAGUUAUGGCUAAAAGGGUUAUGGAGGCACGUCCAUGGCUAGUCAGACAAGGAAAUGAAGAAAAGCGCACACCAAUGUACCUGGCCGCAAUUGAGAACAAGAUUGACGUGCUUAGAGUAUUGUUGGAACAUGAUCCGUCUUUGGGUUAUUUCAUCUCCACAGAUGGUGAUGGUGCUCCUCUUCUUUGUAUCGCAGCAUCUGAGGGCAAUGUUGGUGUUGCUCGAGAGCUUCUUAGACAUUGUCGUGAUCCUCCCUACUUCGACGCAAUGGGUUCGACAUGUCUUCGCAUAGCUAUAUCAUUUGGUCAGGAAGAUUUUGUGAGAAAUGAGGCACCUGUGUCUGCAUGUUCCGGGUGUGCUUGGAACCACUCCUCAGGGGAACACAUCGCCGCCAUCCAUGGCCACGAAGUGUUCUGUAAGGAGGUCCAGGCUCUGAACCCGUCACUCCUCACUGCCAUCAACUCGGACGGCGAGACCCCUCUGCUUGCCGCCGUGGCGAGCGGAUGUCUCUCUGUAGCUUCAGUUUUGCUCAGGUGCUGUCGUGACCAGCAGCUGAGUGGGGCGAUCCUGAAGCAAGACAAGCAUGGAUGCAAUGCGCUGCACCACGCCAUACGCAACGGACACAGGAAGCUCGCGCUGGAGCUGAUACAAGCAGAGCCUGCCCUGUCGCAUUAUGUGAACCAGUACGGUGAGUCACCCAUGUUCAUCGCGGUGAUGAGGAAAUAUGAGGGUGUCUUCGAUAAACUAUUUGAGAUUCGUGAUUCUGCUCAUGAAGGAGCCGAUGGCAUGAAUGCUCUGCAUGCUUCGGUGUGGAACGGUAAUUCAGGGUACCAAGUCUCGACAUUAGGUAACCCUCUUCUUGUUUCUGCCGCAUAUCGUGGCCAUGUUGAUGUUGCUCGGGAGCUUCUUAAACAUUGUCCAGAUGCUCCAUGUUACAAUACAAGAGGCUCGACAUGUCUGCACAUAGCUGUACAGUCUCAACAGACGGAGUUCGUAAAGUUUGUGCUGGGUUUGCCACAGCUUCAGAAACUCGUUAACAUGCGAGAUGAAAAUGGAGACACUGCUCUGCAUGUCGCAGUCCAGAAGUGCGAUCCAAAGGUGGCUGCUUUAUUGCUUCACCGAGACAUUGACAUCGCAGUGGUUAACAACAACGGUUACCCAGUAAACAGGACAUUACCCACCGACCGUGCCAAGACUUUAAAUUGGAAUGAAGUGUCCAUGCGCAUGCUGAAAGCUGAUCCUCAAAGUGCUCCUUCUAUUUUUAAUCUCCUCAAGGACGCCAAGGAUGAAGUGACCAACUUAUCAAGGAAGGAUAUCAUGUCACUGACUCAAACAUACACAGGCAACACUUCCGUAGUGGCGAUCCUCAUCGCUACGAUUACCUUUGCUGCUGCAUUCACUUUGCCUGGAGGAUACAGCACUGAUGCUGGAAACGAGGGGCUUCCCAUCAUGGCAAUAAGGCAUUCUUGA